Molecule: messenger RNA, 2165 nt
Organism: Scomber japonicus (chub mackerel)
Lineage: Eukaryota; Metazoa; Chordata; Actinopteri; Scombriformes; Scombridae
Product: rho-related GTP-binding protein RhoA-C-like
Exons: 5
Coding region: 52-633 (193 amino acids)
Biological process (GO): small GTPase-mediated signal transduction; cell migration; stress fiber assembly
Cellular component (GO): cleavage furrow; dendritic spine
Molecular function (GO): GTP binding; GTPase activity
Source: RefSeq, a predicted model, not a curated record
UUUUCCAGUCGGUCAGGAAGAGGAGAAAGGCGGACACAGAAACAUCAAGCGAUGGCUGCUAUCAGGAAGAAGCUGGUGAUAGUUGGCGAUGGUGCGUGUGGUAAGACCUGUCUGCUCAUCGUCUUCAGUAAGGAUCAGUUCCCGGAGGUCUACGUCCCAACUGUGUUUGAGAACUAUGUGGCAGACAUUGAAGUGGAUGGGAAACAGGUGGAGCUAGCACUCUGGGAUACAGCAGGUCAGGAAGACUACGACAGACUGAGGCCUCUCUCCUACCCUGACACUGAUGUCAUCCUUAUGUGCUUCUCUGUAGACAGCCCUGAUAGUUUAGAGAAUAUUCCAGAAAAGUGGACACCAGAAGUCAAACACUUCUGUCCCAAUGUUCCCAUCAUCUUAGUGGGUAAUAAAAAAGAUCUGCGCAAUGAUGACCACACCAGACGAGAACUUGCCAAAAUGAAACAGGAACCAGUUAAAUAUGAAGAUGGCAAAGAGAUGGCGAACCGCAUCAGUGCCUACGGCUACCAAGAGUGUUCUGCCAAAACCAAAGAUGGUGUGAGGGAAGUCUUUGAGAUGGCAACUAGGGCAGCACUGCAGGCCAAGAAACGUGGCAAGAAGUCCACUUGCCUUCUGUUAUAGGCUCUGGGAGAAGAGGAAGCUGCCCUCAAGCACAGAUGGAGAGGGCAGCUUCCAUUGAGAUUUGACAUAGGGGAGGUUAUUGGGGAGGGCUCAGAAAAGUUAUACGGAUGCUCAAUUUCUGAUCACCCAAUUUCCCUCAUAAAAUUAAAGGGCAUCUGAAAGAAUUUGAUAGGAUUCUACACCUUGGUCCUUAGUCUGUAAAUUAGGUUAUGUGCCAUGUUGAUUGUGUCUAUCAAAAACUUUGAGAUCUGAUGGGCAGAUGGUGGGUGGUGAUUUGAAGUUGAGUAGAUGUAAACAGGGGUUAAAAUGUGCCAUGAUGGGAAUGAAGAGAGAAAAGGUCCUUACCAGGCCAAAGACAAUGGGGACACAAAAAAAGACAAGAAAAAAGAUAAAUACAAGAUGAUACGGAUUGAAUUAAGACAAGUGGGUCUUACACAGUAUCGCCUACAUGUAGUGCCUUGAGAGCAGUGGUCAGGAAGAGUAAGGUGAGGGAUGGGGAUUCAUAACCUAGAUGGGGUAUUAUGUCAUUUGUAGUGUUCAAACCUUACGUUUGUGAAUGCUUCUCCCUGUCAUUGGCUUGGCUCCUUCAGGCCCAUGUUCUGACUCAGGCACUAUGCAGGGGUAUGCCUAAAAUAGAUUGUAUGAGAUAUUUUCCCAUACUGAAUUACUUACCUGUGUGUGUGUGUGUGUGUGCGUGCGUGCGUGUGUGUGUGUGCGUGUGUGCGUGUGUGUGUGUUUGCGCAUCUGUAUGGUGGUUUGUUUUCUCCAGUGCAGGUCUGCAUGCAGUGAAUGUGUGUAUAUUUGUGUGGGUGUGUAUUAACAUGUGUCUAUGUACUGUAUGCAUGGAAAGGCCUUCUGCGUCACUGACCUAACCCCUUGUUUCCAUGCCAAAGUUACCCCUGACGGCCACAUUUUUUGGCUCAGAUGGGUAAUGGAAUUAACAGUUACUCAGAGUGACAUAGAAACCUUCACUUUACUGGAAGAAAUUGUACUAUAGCUAGAGGCACAAUCAGGUUAAACAUACUGAGUUUUUAGGACCUUUUUUGUGUAUACAAGAGAUUCAUUUAAUUGUGUUAAUCAGUGGGUCAAAUCAUGAGUGGUGUAGUUGGUAAGUUGAAUAUUAUUUCAGUUAGAUUAUAGGCUUAUUACUAUAAUGUUCAUAAUGUACUGUAUGUCUUACAAGGCCUUGUAAGGACAUGUUAAUGAUGUGUAUUUCAAGUUUGCCUUUUGCUCCUCAGCCCCCUUUAAUGAUAUUGUAUUAUAACUUUUUAAUGUUGUUGUCUCUGAUUUUCUUAGUAUAUUUUAAUCAUUUACUUAAUCCUGCUGUUAUGAUCAGCUUAUGAUAAACUGUAACCAUAGUAAUGUGUCAUUAGUUUUAAUUGAAGGUCAAGCUUGGGGUGCGAGGCUGAAGGUUUUUGGGGGUGGGUUCCUAGAUGACUUUUUUUUUCCUCUUUGUUUUUUGUACUGUGACAUCUUGGGAUUUCUGGAUUUUUUUGUUUUAUCAAAUAAAGCUGGUAUUAGGGUUUUCUGUU